GGCAAACGCAUGUGCUCUCUUCAAAUAUAAAAUGAAAUUAGAAUCCAGAUUAAGACCGUGUUGGAAGUCAACACGAUGUCUGCACAGAUUCCUGGAGAAGAGAGCAGUCAACAGGCUAUGCAGGCUCAAGCACCAACCCCGAUUCCUCUGCGAGCACUUACUACCCUUCUCAACUACGAACGAUGCAUAUCAGACCCCAAGUUUCGAGGAGCAAAACUUUUGAAUUCUACCUUCGCCGAUCCGAAGCUUAUCGAUACGAGAGAUCCAGAUAGGUAUGUGAAGCUUCCUGGUAGCAAGCUAGCGUCGGUCAAGCAAGUACACUUCCACGUCUUCCGCAGAGAGUCUGAUGGAGUUUCCGGCACUCCAUCGACGAAUGAUAUCAUCUGUCCCGAUGCGCUUCCUGAAGUACACGGGUUGAAUUUCACAAAGCGGGAGCUCAUCUAUCACGAGUCUCACGAGGGUGAUGGAUGCUACGAAGCUGUUAGCUUGUUUCAGUAUUUCUUCGAGAUCUGUCCAGCAGAUCAAAAGCUCUUGAUCCAAAUCAAGACAUCAUCAGUUCUGGUAGAUCCAUUCCUCCGAGAGAUUGCAGAGCACAAAAUGAGAGGCCCGAAAUUGCAGGUCAUUGUUUCUGGAAUGGAAGAAGAGCGCAUUUCUGGACAUGAUAACGACCGUCCACAUGCAGUGGUUGUGUUUCCAGCUCCCGGAGGAGUAGGCUUCGUUGUUGACAUGACCAGCAUGCAAUUCGGAGAGGCAGGACGCGGUCUGUUUGGAGAGCCAUACUUUAUGGGAACGGCGGAAGAAUUUUAUAUUGCUAUGUUAGAGGUUUAUCGUACUCCGAGGCUGCAAGCUUGUGCUAAGCGGGUCUGGAACCGUUGGGAAAAUAGGGAGAAUGAGGGAUGGUGCGAGUACUGUGGUGUAGGUGCCUCGGAGAAGGUUUUGCAGCGAUGUGGCGGUUGCAAGAAGAGAAAAGUCCGCUACUGUCGCAAAGAGCAUCAAACGGCAGAUUGGAAGUUGCACAAGUAUACUUGUGAGAAAGUCAACAAGUGA
Messenger RNA from Mollisia scopiformis, 1047 nucleotides. RefSeq lists its product as uncharacterized. Bases 76 to 1047 code for a protein of 323 amino acids. The transcript is spliced from 2 exons. NCBI's taxonomy places the organism in Eukaryota, Fungi, Ascomycota, Leotiomycetes, Helotiales, Mollisiaceae. The record is from RefSeq and is a predicted model, not a curated record.